AUGCCAAAUACACUCCUCAUCGCCUGCUGUGAUGGCGCUGUACAGCCGACUCGCAUCCGACAGCCGAGGCCCAGCGACGAGUGGAUGGAUGCAGCUGCGAAGUACAAAGUCCGCGACCCCUCAGCAAACACACCAACCAUCUCCCCUCACCUUGGCGAUACCCCAGCAAUAACGACCACGAAAACACAUCGCAUCGAUUCCAUCAGAGGGAUUCUCACCAUGCAGGCCGUCAUUUUCAAAGGACCUCUCCAGGUCGCCCUGGAAGAACGCCCGCGGCCCCAGCUGCAAGAGCCCACCGAUGUCAUUCUCAAAGUGAGAUACACCGCGCUUUGUGGCAGGCAACAUAGUGAGCUGCAUGUCUUCCGCGGCCACCAGCCCUCCGGCACCGGCUUCAUCAUGGGCCACGAAUUCACCGGUGAAGUCGUCGAGACCGGCGCCGAUGUCAAGUCUUUCAAAGCGGGCGAUCGUGUCGUCUCGCCGUUCACAGUGAGCUGCGGAUCGUGCUUCUAUUGUGAGAGCGGCUUCUCCUCGCGAUGCGCCAAGGGCCAGCUCUAUGGAAGCGCCAUCCUCGAUGGCGGACAGGCCGAAUACGUGCGGAUUCCGCUGGCCGAUUCAACACUGUUCCAGGCGCCGGCGGCUAUCGAUGAAAAGAAGCUCGUAUUGAUGGCGGACAUCUUCCCCACGGGGUACUUUGCGGCCAGCAAUGCCUUCCGUUCGCUGGAGCCCAAGGCAAUUGCAAACAGUACCGUGCUCCUGUUUGGAUGCGGGCCUGUCGGUAUUUGCGCACUCGUUAGCGCUUUGGAGUAUCGUCCCAAGCAUCUGAUCGCCAUUGACAGUGUCCCGUCACGUCUGCAACUUGCCGAGAGCCUCGGGGCUGAAGCGUGGAACUUUGCGGAGAACGAACAGGGUCUGCGCGAUCGAGUCAAGUCCAUCACCGACGGCCGCGGUGCGGACGUGGUCAUUGAAGUGGUGGGUCAUAGCAGUGCGCUCCGCAUGGGAUUUGAGCUGCUGCGUCCCUGGGGCGUGAUGUCGAGUGUAGGAGUUCACAAUGGGGAAAUUCCCUGGACGGGCAACGAGGCCUAUGGCAAGAAUCUGCGUCUGCAAAUGGGUCGCUGCCCUGUUCGCAGCAUCUUUGCGCCGGCCAUGGACCUGCUGGCGAAGAAACAGGACACACUCAAUUUCAUGGCCGAAGACAUACGCCCGCUCUCGCAGGCUGUCCAAGCGUACGACGACUUUAACCAAAUGAAGAGCCAGAAAGUGAUUUUCGAGGCGAGUAAAUAG
Molecule: messenger RNA, 1281 nt
Organism: Penicillium argentinense
Lineage: Eukaryota; Fungi; Ascomycota; Eurotiomycetes; Eurotiales; Aspergillaceae
Product: alcohol dehydrogenase family protein
Exons: 5
Coding region: 1-1281 (426 amino acids)
Molecular function (GO): zinc ion binding; oxidoreductase activity
Source: RefSeq, a predicted model, not a curated record